AUGGAGGCAUCACGAGGACCCCCGCGGGUCAAGAACAAGGCCGCGGCGGCUGUCCAGAUAUCUGCUGAACAGCUGUUAAGAGAGGCCGUCGACCGUCAAGAUGAGAAGCUCAAGGCGCCCACCCAGCGAUUCGCUGACAUCGAAGAGCUGCACGAGUUCCAGGGACGCAAGAGAAAGGAGUUUGAGGACUAUGUGCGGCGUAAUCGGAUCAACAUGAACAACUGGAUGCGCUAUGCCUCGUGGGAACUGGAGCAGAAGGAGUUCAGGCGCGCCCGAUCAAUCUUUGAGCGAGCUCUCGAUGUCGACUCAACCUCAGUUCCCCUGUGGCUGAGAUACAUUGAGAGCGAGAUGAAGCAUCGCAACGUCCAGCAUGCCCGUAACCUCCUCGAUCGCGCUGUUACCAUCCUCCCGCGAGUGGAUAAGCUAUGGUACAAGUAUGUCUAUAUGGAGGAGACACUUGGUAACAUUGAUGGCGCCCGAUCAGUCUUCGAACGAUGGAUGCAGUGGGAGCCUGAGGAGGCGGCAUGGAGCUCGUACAUCAAGCUGGAGAAGAGACACGGCGAAUUCGAGAGAUGUCGAGCUAUCUUCGAACGAUUCACGGUGGUACAUCCCGAGCCUAAGAAUUGGAUCAAAUGGGCGAAAUUCGAGGAAGAGAAUGGCACCAGCGACCUCGUACGCGACGUCUACGGCACUGCCGUCACCACACUGGGAGAUGAGUUCAUGGACGAGAAGCUCUUCAUGGCAUACGCAAAAUUCGAGGCAAGACUGAAAGAGCUGGAACGAGCCCGAGCCAUCUACAAAUUCGCCCUGGAUCGUAUGCCGCGAUCCAAGUCAGUCAACCUACACAAAGCCUUCACAACCUUCGAGAAGCAAUACGGAGACCGGGACGGUAUCGAGGAUGUCAUCUUGUCUAAACGACGGGUACACUACGAGGAACAGAUCAAGGAAAACCCCAAGAACUACGAUAGUUGGAUCGAUUUCGCCCGACUAGAAGAGACGUCUGGCAACCCCGACCGAGUCAGAGACAUAUAUGAGCGAGCGAUUGCCCAGAUCCCACCCACACAGGAGAAGCGCCACUGGAGACGGUACAUCUACCUGUGGCUUUUCUACGCAGUUUGGGAGGAGACAGUUUCGCACGACAUUGAGCGUACCCGCCAGAUAUACCAAGAAUGCAUACGCCUGCUACCACACAAACGCUUCACAUUCGGCAAAGUAUGGUUGGCUUUUGCUCACUUCCUGGUGCGACAAGGUGAGCUCACUGCUGCACGUAAGCUGCUAGGUCAGAGUCUAGGCAUGUGUCCAAAGGACAAGUUGUUCAAGGGAUACAUUGAGCUAGAGAUGAAGCUCUUUGAGUUCAACCGCUGUCGACAGCUGUACACCAAGUACAUCGAGUGGAAUGGCUCAAACUGCCACACCUGGAUCAACUUCGCCAACCUAGAGCGCGGUCUCGAUGACCUCGACCGCGCACGAGCCAUCUUCGAAUUGGCUGUCGACGAACCGCAGAUGGACAUGCCGGAAGUUCUCUGGAAAGCAUACAUCGACUUCGAAGAGGGCGAAGGCGGGUACGACCGCACACGCGCACUAUACGAACGUCUCCUCCAAAAAACAGACCACGUCAAAGUUUGGCUCUCCUACGCGCAAUUCGAACUCGGCGUGCCCGACGAAUCCACCCCAGAAGACGACGACACAAUCAGCGAGAUUGCCAAAUCCCGCGCCCGCGAAAUCUUCACACGCGCGCAUACCCGACUCAAGGAACGCGACCUCAAAGAAGACCGUGUGGCGCUCCUCUCUGCAUGGAAGACUUUCGAAGACGUGCAUGGAAGCGCAGAUGAUAAGAGCAAGAUUGAGGGACAGAUGCCAAGGAAAGUCAAGAAGAGGAGGAAGUUGGACGACGACAGCUUCGAGGAGUACGUCGAUUAUGUCUUCCCAGCCGACGACGAGAGUGCGGCGAAACUUGCGAAACUUAUGGCGAAUGCGCAAAGGUGGAAGAUGGCGCAGGCGGCGCAAGCUGCGGGGGGAGAGAACGGGGAUGGGAAUGGGGAGUGA
Alternaria atra is the source of this 2046-nucleotide messenger RNA. RefSeq lists its product as uncharacterized. Gene Ontology annotation, cellular component: U2-type catalytic step 2 spliceosome; precatalytic spliceosome; post-mRNA release spliceosomal complex. Gene Ontology annotation, biological process: mRNA splicing, via spliceosome; spliceosomal complex assembly. The transcript has 2 exons. The record is from RefSeq and is a predicted model, not a curated record. The coding region runs from base 1 to 2046 and encodes 681 amino acids. Gene Ontology annotation, molecular function: protein binding. NCBI's taxonomy places the organism in Eukaryota, Fungi, Ascomycota, Dothideomycetes, Pleosporales, Pleosporaceae.